This is a messenger RNA of Leishmania mexicana MHOM/GT/2001/U1103, 240 nucleotides long. RefSeq lists its product as hypothetical. The record is from RefSeq and is a predicted model, not a curated record. The coding region runs from base 1 to 240 and encodes 79 amino acids. The transcript has a single exon. Lineage: Eukaryota; Euglenozoa; Kinetoplastea; Trypanosomatida; Trypanosomatidae.
AUGCCGAGCAUCCAAAACACUAUCGUAUCGCGCAUUCAGGAAGCCUUUCAGCCGGUGGAGCUGGAGGUGACGGAGAUCAGCGCAGAGGAGGCCAAGUACAACGUGCGCAUCGUUUCUGCAGCUUUUGCCGGCGUGCCACUGAUUCAACGCCAUCGCAUGGUGAACGAUCUCUUUGGCGAGGAGCUGCGGUCAGGCACAAUUCACGCCUUGAGCAUAUCUGCUAAGCCGCCACCGUCGUAG